Messenger RNA from Haemonchus placei, 594 nucleotides. The record is from the annotation of a GenBank genome assembly. Lineage: Eukaryota; Metazoa; Nematoda; Chromadorea; Rhabditida; Trichostrongylidae.
AUGGUCGCUUCCUAUUCAAGGCAUUACAUCGUUGCCCAGGUUUUGCCAGGAUGCAUAAUGGGAGCUGCUUUGGAUGUGGUGAUUUUGAUGAAUCGAAAGUAUGAUCAAAUGGUCACAUGCAUAUUGGUGACACCUAUGCAAGGGACAAUCAACGACGUGUACUCCAGAGUAAUUAUCGCAAUUUGCCUUUUGAUUAUAUUGUGCAAUGUUUCCUUUAUAUUCUUCUUGAAGAAACUCCAAAUGAACAGCAGUAAAUCGAAGAGCAUCUACCGCUCUAUGGUUGUUAUCAGUCUCUCAGUUGUGCUUGGCUAUUUCAGCACAAUGGCCGUAUUUUCUAUGAAGAAGAUUCUCGAUCUUAGUAUUGAAAUAAUAUACCUGAACUUGAUUGCAGGUCUAUUUACUACUACAGCAACUUCUGUUAAUUUCUUCGUAUACUACUGUAUCAGUAAAGAAUACCGUGGCAUUUUUGACACGCUUCUCGGGAUCGGUCACAUCAAGACUUUGCUCAAGAAAAAUAAGCGUGGUGACGUUCAACAAACAACUAUCCAACCAAAACAGUCAUCUUUCCGUUUAACAGUCACUCCAGUAUCCUAA